This is a messenger RNA of Neoarius graeffei (lesser salmon catfish), 5742 nucleotides long. It is a transcript of the gene slc43a2a, whose product is annotated as solute carrier family 43 member 2a. Gene Ontology annotation, molecular function: neutral L-amino acid transmembrane transporter activity; L-amino acid transmembrane transporter activity. The record is from RefSeq and is a predicted model, not a curated record. Lineage: Eukaryota; Metazoa; Chordata; Actinopteri; Siluriformes; Ariidae. The transcript is spliced from 15 exons. The coding region runs from base 237 to 1937 and encodes 566 amino acids. Gene Ontology annotation, biological process: neutral amino acid transport; transmembrane transport.
GAACCUCUGUUAGAAAAUGUACAGAUAUAAAGAAGCCAAAAAAUAGUAUCAUCGGAACAUUUAUUCAUCCAUCGGUGCUGUCGGCACGGAAAAGGAGCAAGAUUUUGUUGAAGAGCAUUGAUAAACAGCACUGCUUUCUCAUUCUAAGAAGUGGAGGUGUUUUACUGCAUAAUCAUCAAAGCUUUGGAAGCCUUUACUGUUCUCACUGGUGUGUGAGUGUCACAGUGUCCAGCAGCAUGGCCCCCUCACUAACCACAGCUUUCUCACGCCGCUGGUGGAUGGCUGUAACGGCGGUGAUUGAGAGUCUGCUCUUCUCUGCUGUACUUCUGGGAUGGGGCUCGUUACUCAUCAUGCUGAAAUCAGAGGGCUUCUACUCCUCCCUGUGCAAAGAACCAGGCAACCAUACAAUGCAGAAUGUGUCUGAAGGGAGUCAGGCAGCAAACAAUAGUGAAGAGUUCUUGCAAAUAAAUGGCUGGCCCAUUUGUAAAGAUCAGGAUGAGAUGUUGAAUCUGGCAUUCACCAUUGGCUCCUUCCUUCUGAGUGCCAUUACACUCCCUCUGGGUAUCAUCAUGGACAAAUAUGGACCACGCAAACUUCGCCUGCUUGGCAGUGCCAGUUUUGCCUUCUCCUGUAUCCUGAUUGCUUAUGGAGCCAGUGAUCCAAGAAAUCUCUCAGUGCUGAUCUUCUUUGCUCUGGCAUUGAACGGGUUCGGGGGCAUGUGCAUGACCUUCACCUCCCUCACACUUCCCAACAUGUUUGGUGAUCUACGCUCCACGUUCAUUGCACUCAUGAUUGGCUCCUAUGCUUCUUCUGCUGUCACUUUUCCAGGCAUUAAGGUGAUCUAUGACCUGGGCGUGGCAUUUAUCACCAUCCUGCUUGUCUGGGCCGGCUGCGCUGGCCUGGUCUUCAUCAACUGCUUCUUCAACUGGCCUCUGGAGCCCUUCCCUGGACCAGAGGACAUGGACUACAGUGUGAAGAUCAAGUUCAGCUGGCUGGGCUUUGACCAUAAGAUCACAGGCAAACAGUUUUACAGGCAGGUCACCACGGUGGGCCGUAGACUCAGUGUGGGGAACUCCAUGAAAAACCAACCCAAAAUGCUGGCCACACAGGAUGGAAACAAGAUCUGCUUGUCCACUGUUGACCUAGAUGUGCAGUGCAAGACCUCAGAGGAAUCCCAGUCAUUCAUGCAUAGUGUCUUCAGCCCCAUCUUCCUGCUCAGCCUCAUCACCAUGUGUGUCACUCAGCUGCGACUCAUCUUCUACAUGGGAGCCAUGAACAGCAUCCUGGAGUCCUUUACAGAAGGAGACCUCAGCACAGUGAGCACAUACACCUCUAUCUUUGGUGUGCUACAGCUGCUGUGUCUCUUGACCGCUCCAGUGAUUGGCUACAUCAUGGACUGGAAACUAAAAGAGUGUGACGACAAUAAUGAGAAACAAAUCACCAAAGACCCCACCCAGCCAAAGAGGCGUGAUAGGCAGAUCCAGCAGAUUAGCAAUGCCACCAGAGCCUUUAUCUUCACAAACAUGCUGCUGGUGGGCUUUGGGAUCACCUGCCUGAUCCCAAACCUGCCUCUACAGAUCUUGUCCUUUAUAUUGCACACCAUCGUAAGAGGUUUUAUCCAUUCUGCCGUGGGAGGACUAUAUGCUGCUGUGUACCCCUCCUCUCAGUUUGGCAGUUUGACAGGACUGCAGUCUCUGAUCAGUGCUCUCUUUGCUCUUCUGCAACAGCCUCUCUUCAUGGCCAUGAUGAGCCCGUUAAAGGGAGAUCCUCUCUGGGUAAAUGUGGGGCUGCUGGGUCUCAGCAUGCUGGGCUUCUGCCUCCCUGGCUACCUGCUCUGGUAUGGCAAGCAGCUGCACAGGCAAAAACAGGAACAGGAGGAUGACCCUAAGAUCUAUCUCAAGAUCAACAAUGGCAAUAACCAAGAGGCCUUUGUCUGAACAUGGACUCACACAUGUACGGCACCAGUCAGACUGAGAGCCAGGAGGCAACAGAGAGGAAAGGAGAGAGGAAUGAAAAUUUCAACCAGUGUAAUUCAAAUAUCCUCUUUCCCUUAUCCAUCUCUAUCAGUGUUCAACUAUUCCUACACACACAAACAGAAACACAGACGUAUAGACAAAGCAGCAAAUACUGUUGAAAGUGACAAUGUGCCACCCAAACAUGCUUACACACUCUGUAGUCUCAGUACCAGAUUCUCUGGAUAAACCAGAAGCAUCUGGUUACUGGAAAAUGUUCCUUUAGAAUUAAAAUAGUGUUGUCGGUGUAGCUGGAAUUCUCUUAUGGAUUAUGGGUAUCUCGCUACUCCAUCUAGCCCUCUCUUAGUUUACUGUCCAUCAUAUAAACUGAGAUAACCAACCAGGUUAAUCAAUAAUACCUUUGUUUUUAGGUAUGAUUACCAUAUUGGGAGCAAUUUACCAAUCCCUGUUCGAUUUCUUGCCUCGUUUUCCGAUCCUGACCUACGUGGCUAGAAUAAAAUGAAAGGAGGAUUAAUUCCAUAGCGAUGAUAUCAAACAAAACAAUAUUGUUUCUCCCGGAUUAUUUCCUAUUGGGCUGGAUGAACACUGUGACUCCCAAGUGAAAAACCUGUGAUGCUACCUGCACUGGCUGUCCUCUCAUACACAACAACUUAUCAAAGAGCUCAUAGUACUCUUGAAUAAAACUGACAUGGGCCCACAUACACACUACCUAUCUGGUUUGACAUGUCAAGGGUGUGCAAAGAAAGAGGAAAGUAGAGAAGAAACUCCAAAAAGACAUGUCAUCCUGUCCUGUCUUUCAGGAUUUCUAAAAAUCAGGUUCCUGUUCGUCAGACUAUGGACAUAUGGAUAUACAGUACAGUAUUAAGACUCGGUAUGAACUCCUCCAGUUGAACAGCAUGCUUAAGCAACAAAAGAGAAAAAGACUGCUACAAGUGUUGUCAGACAUUGUUGUAUUGUUGCCAGUAAUUACGACUCUAACUUCAGUUAUGUGACUUCACAUUUCUGGUUCCUCCAGUGUUUACAAUGAUCUUAUUAUCACAAAAGCUGAUCCUAGCCAAACGCUCCUGCUUUGAGAUAUUUCACGAAUGCACACCAGGCCAGAUCUAGCAGCAUGCCAUACACAAGGAGUGGGCAAAAUGGUGAAAAUAUCAUAUUGCGAUAUUUGAAGACCUCUUCAACAUAUUCAUUUUAUAUCAUUAUAUUUUGUUUUGCUGAAAUUUAACAAGACAGUAGAGUCAUAUUAUAAAAUAUUCUGAGAUAUACACAUAAUUACAGUAUUUAAUAAGGGAAAAGGAAACGACUGGUAGAAAAGUGUUUUUUUUUUCUUAAAUGUCAAAUCAGUUACAGCAAUAAUGAAGAAACAAUGACUCUUGACACUACUCACAGUACUCAUGAAAGUGUAUCAUGAUCUUAAUAUAUCGCAAUAUCGAUAUCAUAUUAUCAUAUUGCCCAACCUUACUAGCCACAGCACAGCAUGGCCAUGAGACUGCAGCUUUUCCUGAAUGGAGCAUAUCUGAGACACGGUGCAUGUACUUAAUUAAAAUCAUGUUAAACAGUAUUCUUUAUAAAAUUAAUGCUUCUUUUUAAGAUCAGUUAAAGAUGCAGCAUUUAGUCUCUGAUGAUCUGAUCUGAUCGGACAAUUAGCAAUGCAGCAUAGAUUGCUGUGUGAUGUGUUUUGCAAUAUAUUUCAGUUUCCAAUUAUCAGACUGUUGCAAUAGACAUAUAACUCUAAAGUCAUGCUUUGUUUAUAAGUGGCUCAUGGACGGUUACUUGAUAGUAAAUAAGUGACUGUAAAGAAACUAAAAAGGAAUUACACAUAGUACAACAGACUGAAUUUCACCAGCAAUAACGUGUAACACUAUACUGAAUAGUUUUUAAACUGUAGGUAUUGUACUGAUUACCAGUGUGUUGUGUGUUUCCACCCACCUGCUCAUUCAGUAUUGAAUUAUACAGUCUGUUGUAAAGAUUAACAUGCUAGCUAUAAUAAUAAUUAUUAUUAUUAUCAUACAUGUUUUGUUUUAUAUUUUUGGUGAAAACAAUUAGACUAGUAAAAAUGUUUUAACCUGCAAUGUGGCAUGACCCCAUUCAAGUUUUGCUCCAUCUCAUGACUGUUUGUGUUUAUGGAGAGAGAUAAAAUGAGAGACAUGAUGGUUUUGGUCGAAAAUUGAGGAUUUAGUUUGCUUCUGCUAGUAUUUACAGUGUAUGUGUGCUAAAAUCCUUCUCCAUACACAGCCAUCUAAGACCAAUGCACAAAGAGUUGUUUAGGCAGUCAGUCACCUUUGUGCUCAAAGGUGUUGGGUGUUGUCCUGUUACUGUGUUUUUACCUAAAUGAUCCUAAAUGGAAAAGAACAGGAAUACUGUUUUCUUGAUCAUCAAGUAUCAGUUCCUUUGUGUAUAUUACAAAUGUAGGGUAUCAUACAUCUGUAGUCACACUUUGUGGCUAAAAGAAUUUUGGCUAAACUUGAAUUUACUUAGAUAAUCAAAAAGGGAGGUGCUUGAAAUGUUGCUCUAUUUCGUCUCUAGUCUCACAUUCAUGUAGCUAAAAUAAGUCUGAUGGGAUUUAGUUCAGUGUUUUCCUUCCUUAAAGGCUCAACUCCAACCCAGACAGAUGUUACUCUCAGUUUUCUCAUUUCAGACUUUACCUCAGCAUGUUAUGUGCCCAUAUUAAAUAGUAUAAAAAUGAUUUGAGAUGAUAUUUUGAGUAAAAUCAUAAUACACUUUCACAACUUGUAUUGAAAUGACCGUCUGGUCAACUGCUAGUUCUGAGCUAGUCACAACUCUCCCAGACUUUGUGUAAUGAUUCACCAUGUAAUACGAAUGCUACAGAGAAACAUCUCUGUUGCCUUAGUGAAUGUGUGCUGUGGUUAAAAAUCGGCACUGGUGCACCUUGACCUUUCACAAAGAUGAUAAAUCAUCUUUGUCCUUGCUGUGCAUAUAAACAGAUGACAGCUCGAGGUUUCGCCUUGACUGUACAACUGAAUAUAUGACACUUGCAUCCCUCAACCUUCGUAUCCUACCAAAGGUAGACCAACACAGCUUCACUGAUUUUUCUUCAGAGAUGUUUCACUGUGAUUUUCAGUGGAAGAUCAGUUGUGAAGAGUUCAGUUCUGUGCAGAGAAACAGGUUAAAUCUUUCCUACACCCUAGUGUUUGUUUCACUUUGCAUAAAUAUGUUCUCUAUAAGGACACUGUCAUGUGUAGAGUGUGUGCAUGUGCCAGCUUUUACAGAUUUGAACAUGUUUAGAUAUUAGAGAUGAAAUUUCACAUUAAUGCAGUACUGUAAUCAAGCACAAUGAAUGUGAGAGUAUAACCCCCCCCCCCCCCCCCCCCCCCAAGACCGGAAAGAAAAUGCACUUUUUUUCACUGCCAUAUCUUAAUUGUUCAUCCUUAACAUCAUAACCCACGUGUGUUCAUGUAGGUUUUUACGUUUGAUGCUUAUUUUGAGUGACUGAUUAUUGAUAGAUGCAGAUUAUUUUGGGCUUCUGAAGUGUGGAAAGUAAUAGGUGAAACACCAAUGUUUUUCCUCAACUUGUAUUUUGUAUUUCAUUGACUUGUAGCCUACUUUGUUACCUUUUUCAUCUUUUAUAGGUCUUUUUUUCCUGUUCCAUGUGAAACGUUUUGUCUCAGUGCUAUGUACGGCAUUUUGAUUACGUUGUUGUAUAUCACUACUUAACACCUGUUGUUUGAGUUUUAAAUUAAUUGUUUUAACAACAACAAAAAAUCAAAUAUAUGAAAAAUAAAUAUAAAUUCAAAAUCGUUUUCUAUUAAAA